Dermatophagoides pteronyssinus (European house dust mite) is the source of this 949-nucleotide messenger RNA. RefSeq lists its product as uncharacterized. The record is from RefSeq and is a predicted model, not a curated record. NCBI's taxonomy places the organism in Eukaryota, Metazoa, Arthropoda, Arachnida, Sarcoptiformes, Pyroglyphidae.
AUGUUACCCGUACCAAAAUUUUUACAAAAAAAUCAAAAUGAUGAACAAAAUAUGAAUCAUAAUCAAGGAUGGCAAUCUUCUCACAAGACGAAUGGAAAUAAUUUUCAACGUCCGAUUAGAAAUUUUAACAAUUAUGGCAAAAGAAAAUGCAAUCAAAAUUCAAUCAAUAUUCAAUGUGAUUUUGAUGAUUGUCGAUUUCAAUCAGCCAAUAAAGAUGAAAUGUUAAUGCAUAAAAAAAUUAAUCAUUUUCAAUUAUGUAGCCGUUUUAAUGAUGGUUUUUUAAUGGAUUCACCUGAAGAAAUAUCAAAAUGGCGAAAUGAACGUCGAUCUAAAUAUCCACGUUUAUCGAACAUUAUCAAUAAUGAUGGUAAUGAUAUUAAUCAUACAAAAAAUAAUCAACCUAAUCGAAAUCAUAAUAAUUCAACUUAUCGUAACAAUAACUAUCGUGAUCGUCGAAAAUUUCAGCGUCAUUCAUUUUCAUAUUCGCAAAAAAAUCAUUCGAAUAAUCGAAUUCAUAAACGUAAUUCAAUUGAAAAUAAACAAAAAAAUAGCACAGUCAAAUCUUCGCUGCCAAUCACAUCAGAACCUUCAUCGUCAUCGCUGAAUCUAAUUUCGGGUUAUUGUAGCGGUAGCAAUAGUGAUCAUUCGGAUUAUGAAGAAUUGGAACAAAAUGAACAUAAAAUACUAUCAUCAAUGAUUGAUGAACUUAUUGAAAAAGUUGAAAAAACAAAAAUUGUUCCAAAGAAAUUGAAUAAAACUAUUUCGAAUAAAAAACAAAAACCAACAAUACAACGGCAACCAUUACAAUAUUCGAAUCUAAAUCUAUUUCAAAAAUUAAUGUUACAAGAUGUACGUCGAAUAAAAUCCGAAUUAUUGCAAUCAUUGAAAUUGUUGGUCGAUACAAAUUUUCUUGAAACAAAUUAAUUUUCUUUAAUUAAUUUUAAUUAAA